AUGCCUGCAUCUACUCGUCGAACUCGGCGUACUCGCCGUGAGCGAAGUCGCUCGCCUGCACCAGCAGCUAGUCCUGUUCGAGAACGACUCGCAAGUGAGGCUAUCCCGGAUGUCAGUGUGAAUGUUAAGCUCGACGUUGUUCUCAAUGCUUGCUACUAUGUUGAUCUCGAUCUGAGGUUGAGCUACUUCUGA
Molecule: messenger RNA, 192 nt
Organism: Penicillium manginii
Lineage: Eukaryota; Fungi; Ascomycota; Eurotiomycetes; Eurotiales; Aspergillaceae
Exons: 2
Coding region: 1-192 (63 amino acids)
Source: RefSeq, a predicted model, not a curated record